This is a messenger RNA of Mixia osmundae IAM 14324, 2200 nucleotides long. RefSeq lists its product as uncharacterized. The record is from RefSeq and is a predicted model, not a curated record. Lineage: Eukaryota; Fungi; Basidiomycota; Mixiomycetes; Mixiales; Mixiaceae. The coding region runs from base 233 to 2089 and encodes 618 amino acids. Gene Ontology annotation, biological process: negative regulation of toll-like receptor 9 signaling pathway; apoptotic process. The transcript is spliced from 2 exons.
ACGGACACGCAGCGCGAACAUGCAACACCGGACUUCGGGAAGCAGGAAAGGAUCGCAUCGGCGACGACGAGGUCGCGCGUCGCAUCAAGUCGGAAAAGUGGGGCUGCGGCCGCAUAGCACACGACGCUGUUAUCAGAUUGUCGAUCCUUCCCCGGCCGGUCUCGAAUUAGUCGCGGAAGCCGGAGCGCCGACGAUGGUGUAGACGACCCUGAGAUUGUAGCUGUGAUGCCAGAUGGAGCCGGUCGAGGAGGCAUCGAUGCGAGCUCGGUGCGACGGUGAAGAUGAGGAGCUCGAUGAGGGCGAUUGGGUGCAGCUGACACCACAUGGCGAGAAACGAGAUCCGCUGCACAAUCUCGCCCGAACCCGCAGCGAGGAGAGCGAUGAAGAGGCAGCACAGAUCCUCGAGGAGCUUCAGGACAUAGAGAUAUCUGAGUUCCUUGAUCGAGUCGGGCGUACGGUGACAGAAGUCAAGCUCGGGCACGACGCAGCUGCUGUACCUACACCCUUUCCUGACCUCAAAGAGCAUACCACACCAACAGGAUCGACAGACUACAUCGGCUACGCACGCACAUAUGCAUUCGCACUCGCAGACACCUAUCUGCCCGCCAGCUUUCUCAGCCCACCUCAUCGAGAAAAGUUCAGUCUUACAAGGACGCGACAACUGAGCGAGCGUCUCUAUGUGGUCGUACCGCCGAGCUUAGCCCGCUUCGUGAUCGAGAAGAAGGUGGCAAGGAUCUACAGAUGGCAGUCGCCGACUGUGACAGGCACGAUAGCAGCAAUCUACACGUACCUAUGGUAUCACAACCUCAUACCGGCGGCGACCUUGGCGUUUCUUGUGUACCAGCUACUUGCAAUCAGAAUGUUCCCGCCCAGUGCAGAAGCGCUGCGAAAGGAGAUCGCAGCUAGACGUGCACGGGGAGAGAGAGCCGCACAAAUUGGCGGCGAGGUCCACGGCCGAGCUGCAGGAGGACUGGCCACUGCCAUCAUGCAGAUCAGCAAAGUUCCUAUCCAGGUUGGUGCGAACGCGCCUACUGAGCCUCUCUCGCCGUCGACCGAGAAGACGUUCGAAGCCGCGACAAGUUCAUCCGCGCAUAACUCAUCUGUCGGCUUCUAUCGGAUGAUCGCAGAUGCUUCUCAUUCGUUCGGACCGCAUGCGCAAGUCUAUUUGAGCGAUUGGGCCGACCUUGCGGAGAAGACCAAAAAUGUCGCGCUUUGGCGGCGGCCAACCGCGACAUAUCGCACGCUCUCCAUCUUGUGCUGUUGCUCACUCAUGCUAGCUUUCCUGCCGGCUGGCAUGCAAGUGAAAGCUCUCUUUGGCUGGCUCGGCUUUCAUUUCUUCGUCUUGUCGUAUCUACAAGACGCCUAUCCGAAGUAUAGACGGGCACUGAACCCCCUAUUCUGGCUGCUCUGGGACGCGCCGACGGAUGCAGAAUGCGCGCUGGAUAUGCUUGCCGAGCGCGCAGGUCGUCCAGUGUUCAACCGACAUGAUUUGAAGAAGCUGCGCGCUAAGAAGCAGAAGCAAGAAAUGCAACGGCCAGCGCAGCCGCGACGCAUGUCGGCUCUGCGACAGAAGCUGCAUCGGGGCUCCUCUGGCAACGAUCUGCCGACCCUCUCAAGAGCAUCUACAGCAGCCUCUAGCGCCAGCGCCCUGACCGCGAGGCCGGCUUCAAUCAGAACAAUCUCCGCUACAUCGCUACAACCGGAAGCGCGAUGCUUCUUUGCUCUGCACAAAUCAACGCCUGGUCAGCUCCGUCUCACAAGCGAACGACUUGAGUUCAGUCCUAUCAAGGGUCUGCAUGGUAUCUCAACGGGUAUAUUGCACGUACAUGAGAGAUCUCAGUCGACACCAGAUGCAGAUCUCAAAAAGAAUCGCAACGUCGUCGAAUUAUGUCUUGACGAUAUCGCAAGCAUCAAGAAAGAAGCUGGAUUUACGGUAGGAUUAUGGGACGCUCAUGGGCUCUGUAUCACUACUCGGCAAGGCGAAGCAAUUCGAUUUGCAAAGGUCUCAAAGCGCGAUGAAUGCUUCAAUACGCUCAUCGCAUCAUCGCAUAGUACCAUGCGCCCUGUCAGGCGGACAGACUCUGCCUGAGCGCCUAGCAUCGGCUUUGUAUGAGCGAUCUUUGGUGUACUAAAGAGGGAUGUUGAGUAGAUUCGCAUUUAGUCGUUGUAUGGGCAUGCAAUACCAAUCGAGUUCAAGCAA